This is a messenger RNA of Penicillium maclennaniae, 645 nucleotides long. RefSeq names its product flavin-dependent quinone reductase. The record is from RefSeq and is a predicted model, not a curated record. Gene Ontology annotation, molecular function: oxidoreductase activity; FMN binding. The transcript has a single exon. Bases 1 to 645 code for a protein of 214 amino acids. Gene Ontology annotation, cellular component: cytosol. NCBI's taxonomy places the organism in Eukaryota, Fungi, Ascomycota, Eurotiomycetes, Eurotiales, Aspergillaceae.
AUGCCUACUCCAACCACAAAGGCCUUUCGUGUCGGCAUCAUCUGCGGUAGUCAACGCAAACCCCGAUGCGGAGACCAAAUUUCACACUUCGUCCUUGAAACCGUCCGAAACCAUUCAAAAUCUACAAAUCCCGACCUACAAAAUGACUUGUUCGAUUUUGACUUCAUCGACAUCCAUGAGCUAGACCUCCCCUUCUACGAUGAACCAGGGAUCCCCUCCAAAAUCACACCACCGGAGGGCUACACUCACGAACACACUCGCAAGUGGUCACAAAGAAUAUCUCCACUAGACGCCUUUAUCUUUGUCACCCCUCAAUACAACUGGGGAUAUCCAGCGGGUCUCAAGAAUGCAAUUGACUACCUCUUCCACGAAUGGAACGGUAAGCCAGCCGUUAUCGUCAGUUACGGUGGCCAUGGAGGCGACAAAGCUGCUGCGGCCCUGAGCGUCUGUUUGGCUGGUGGUCUUGAUAUGCAGGUCGGUGAUAAGAUGGUUGUCAAUCUUAGUUUCCCGAAUCGGGAUGCGCUGUAUGCUGCAGCGCAGGGGAAGGAUUUGGGGUUGGAUGCGAGGCAGAAGGGUGGGGUUUGGAGUAAGGAGAGGCAGUAUAUUACGGGUGCUUGGAAUCAGAUGGUUGGGAUGCUUCUUUGA